This is a messenger RNA of Lingula anatina, 1133 nucleotides long. RefSeq lists its product as uncharacterized. Lineage: Eukaryota; Metazoa; Brachiopoda; Lingulata; Lingulida; Lingulidae. The record is from RefSeq and is a predicted model, not a curated record.
UCUCAUCAGUCCCAAAAGCACAAAAGCAGUUUAAUCCAAUUUAACGCGACUACUUCGCUGCUCAUCCUCUUGGUGACGACGACGAGAAUUGCUGAAGACGCCAAGACGACGCCAAGAUGACGAUGACGAAGCUUUUGAUUACGUGCGUAUUGUUAUUUGCCUGCUGCAGCUAUGGUCAAGCGCAGAUUUUGCCGGCCGGUGGUCAGCCAACUCCAGGAGCCAGUGACUAUACCAAACUCCUUCUCCAGGUCCAGAACUACCUUCUUCAACUGCAGUCCACUGUGGUUGACCACAAGCAGCUUCUGAUGACCAUGAAGGACAAGGUGAACGACCUCGCGGCCACUGACCAGCAACUAACCUACAAUAUCACCCUGCAGGGGAACCUUGCACACAGCCAGAUACAGAAUCUACAGAAGCAGAUGACAUUGGUUUCCAACCAGAAUGCCAAUGUGACGGCAUUGGUCCAAUCCCUGCAAUUGACCGUCUCCAGUCUACAGAGGGAGAUAGGAGCGAAGGAAAUCGUCAUGAAGGCACAGGAGGCCAAACUUGACCUUCUGUCCGAGCAAGUCGCCAAUCUGACCGCUGUUCUCAGUGAUCAGGUCGCCUUGACCAGUUACCACAGCAGCCAAAUCAAGACUCUGGAACUGGCUUUGGAGAAGCAAAUCGCCAAGGUUUCGGCUCUAGAGGCGAACCAACAGGCACUAAAAAGCACAACAAAACCAGCUGUUGAUCCCAGCAAAUUUGGAUUUACCAAAUACCAGAACUCGUGGUACAAAUACGUGAAGAGAGUUUCCAAUUGGAAUGACGCCGAUGUCUACUGCCAGCAAUUGCUCCCAGGAGCCCGUCUUGUCUCCAUAGAAAAUGAACAAGAGAACAACUUCGUAUGGAACCUGGUUAAGGACGUUCAUUCCGACGACCGCGUUUGGUUGGGUGCCCAUGACAAAAAUCGGGAAGGUACUUGGUUCUGGCUGAAUGGCAAGCAGAUGACGUACAGUAAAUGGGACCGUGGUCAACCCGACAACCGGUAUGACGAAGACUGUCUUGACAUGUGGCAAGAGCACGGUCGCUGGAACGAUCUGGACUGUUCCGAUCGAAACCAAGGACUCGUCUGCGAAAUCAAAGCAACUACUUAA